Messenger RNA from Exophiala viscosa, 1005 nucleotides. Its product is annotated as NADPH2:quinone reductase. The coding region runs from base 1 to 1005 and encodes 334 amino acids. NCBI's taxonomy places the organism in Eukaryota, Fungi, Ascomycota, Eurotiomycetes, Chaetothyriales, Herpotrichiellaceae. Gene Ontology annotation, cellular component: cytosol. The transcript has 2 exons. The record is from RefSeq and is a predicted model, not a curated record. Gene Ontology annotation, molecular function: quinone reductase (NADPH) activity; mRNA 3'-UTR AU-rich region binding; NADPH binding.
AUGUCUUCCAUUCCCUCCAAAAUGAAAGCCAUCCUCGUCAACAAGAAUGGCGGCGCCGACGUCCUCGAAUACACAGACUCGCACCCCGUCCCCAGCCUAUCUGACGGCCAAGUACUCGUCAAGAACCACUUCGCUGGCGUAAACUACAUCGACACAUACUUCCGAACAGGCCUGUACCCGGCCCCUGCCGGAUUCCCCAUGAUCAUCGGACAAGAAGCAUCCGGCACAGUCGCAAAGAUUGAGGGCUCCAGCGAAUAUGGGUUCAAAGAAGGCGACCGGGUAGUCUGGAUCGCUCGCGGCGGAUACGCAGAGUACACUGCCGUACCUGAGAAAUCAGUGGUCAAGAUCCCCGACGGCGUCUCUGAUGAAGAUGCCGUAGGCGGCUUCCUAAUGGGCAUGACGGCUCUGAGUCUGGUCAAGGAAGCCUACCCGGUAAAGAAGGGCGAAACUGUGCUGGUACACGCCGCCGCUGGCGGAAUGGGUCUGUUGUUAUGCCAGAUCCUGCGGGACAUGGGAGUCACGGUCAUUGGUACCGCAGGCGGACCCGAGAAGUGCGCUCUUGCAAAGGAAAAUGGUGCGACACAUGUCAUCGACUAUAAAUCGACAGACGGGCCGAGCUGGGUUGAGCAAGUCCUGAAAAUCACUGACGGAAAGGGCGUCGACUGCACAUAUGACGGCGUAGGGAAGGACACGUACGAAGGCGAUCUCGAGGUUGCAGCGAGGAAGAGUAAAGUCGUGUACUUUGGAAAUGCAAGUGGUGCAAUCCCACCAUUCAAUAUUGCAAGGUUAUCGGCCAAGAACAUCUCCAUUAUGCGAUCGACGCUGAUGCAGUACAUUGUAACGCGCGAGGAGCUGGAAUUCUACGCCAACGGUGUGCUUGACCUGCUUAAAUCUAAGAAGCUCAACAUCAAGAUCCACAAGGUCUAUCCUCUCAAGGACGCCGUGCAAGCACAUAAGGAUCUGGAAGGUCGGAAGACGACAGGAAAGUUGUUGUUGGAGCUAUAA